GCUGCUCGUCCCUGGUGCAGCCUCCCAGAACCCUUGACCUUGUUGUGAAUGCGUCUCCCGAUGCUCACGAGCGAAUGACGUGCUGCCCAGCCCCAGCAACAAAGUCAAAUCUUCGGAAAGAUAAUGAAUAAAAGUAACCCGCUUGACACCUGCCAGCAUCUACUACUUGGUAUGUACGCGCCUAGCCAGCCACCCACCAUCCCGAAACCUAGCCUGCCUUGCCUAGCCAGCGACUUCCGUUGCCAAGUGGGGAUGACACCUGCGGUCCGGUUGUUUCGCCUAGGAUGACGAUCAUAAAUAUGUAGCCGUAGCCGCUCUGUGGGUGCCUUCCACACACGCAAGUCCACCGUUGUCAUUGCCAGGAACUCUCGUCAUGUCGUCCGGCAGCGCCAAGAGGCCCAACUUCCUCGUCAUCGUCGCAGACGACCUCGGCUUCAGCGACUGCGGCUGCUUUGGCUCCGAGAUCCAGACACCUCACAUCGAUGCCCUAGCUGCCGAGGCCAUACGCUUCAACAACUACCAUGUGGCCGCCGCGUGUUCGCCCACACGGUCCAUGCUGAUGACGGGGACCGACCACCACAUCGCCGGCCUAGGACAGCUGCAGGAGAUCACACGCAACUCGCCAGCACACGCACACGCGCCCGGUCACGAAGGCUAUCUCAACGAGCGCGUUGUGGCCCUCCCAGAGCUGUUGUCCGAGGGAGGCUACCUGACCCUCAUGUCCGGCAAGUGGCAUCUCGGCCUGAAGCCGGAACAUCACCCCAUCGCUCGCGGGUUCCAGAGGUCGUACGCACUGUUGCCCGGCUGCGCCAACCAUUAUGCCUAUGAGCCUCAGUACGAUGACCCGACGACGGAGCCGGAAAAGUUCUUUGAGACGGCGACCCGGGCACUCCAUGUCGAAGACGACCAUUACCUGCCUAGGCUGCCCGACGGCUGGUAUAGCAGCGACGCCUAUGCCGACAAGAUGAUCUCGUACCUAGAGGAGCGCGACGAGGAGGCCAAAUCCAAACCCUUCUUCGCCUAUCUGCCUUUCACUGCGCCUCACUGGCCCAUGCAGGCGCCCAAGGACGUCUGCGACAAGUAUCGCGGUCGAUACGACGCCGGUCCGGAUGCACUUCGACUGGAGAGGCUGGAGAGCCUCAAGAAGCUCGGCAUGGUCGAGCCAGGCGUCAAGCCCCACCCCAUGGUCAUGACAGACGGGACCAACGAGAAUUGGAACGAACUCCCCGAGGAGAUCCGGCAAGCUUCUUGUCGCGCCAUGGAGGUGUACGCCGGUAUGGUCGACCGCAUGGACUGGAACAUUGGUCGGGUGCUAGACCACCUCAAGGCCACUGGGGAGUACGACAACACCUUCAUCCUCUUUAUGAGUGACAAUGGCGCCGAAGGCGCCAGCUAUGAGGCACAGCCAAUCGUGGGCGAAAGUAUCCAAGCCCACGUCCACAAGUACUAUGACAACAGCCUCGACAACAUUGGAAGGGGAAACAGCUUCGUGUGGUAUGGGUGCCGCUGGGCGCAGGCCGCCACCGCCCCAUCCCGCUUGUUCAAGAUGCACUCCACAGAGGGCGGGUGUCGCGUGCCCUUGGUGGUCAAGCCUCCCAUGGGCGCCAAGGGCAGCGCGGGGGUGAUCACCGAUGCGUUCUGCAGCGUCAUGGACGUUGUGCCAACAAUAUUGGAUCUCGCGCAGGUGAAGCACCCCGGUACGGAAUAUAAAGGGCGACAGAUCGCCCCCGUCAGGGGCCGUAGCUGGGUCAAGUUCCUGUCCCUGCUCAACGACACGGCAAGGGCGGAGAAGCCCAGCGUCCACGGUCCAGACUAUGUCAUGGGUUUCGAGUGCGCAGGCUCCGGCGCGUUGAGGAGGGGCGACUGGAAAGUCACCUUUGUGCCGGCGCCCAGGGGGCCUCAGCGAUGGGAGCUCUUCAACAUUCGGGACGAUCCAGGCGAGACAAACGACCUGUGCCAGGAACACCCCCAAGUGUUCGACGAGAUGAUGCAGCUCUGGCAAGAGUACAAGGAUGACGUCGGUGUUGUCGGUGUCGCCGGCGAGUAUCCUGUCCCGGACGUGGGCAGCCAACACGCCCUGCUCGACGAGAUGGAAGACCCAUAUGCCUGGAUCAAGUACAUUGGCCGACCCGAGAUCACCCCAGAACUCUUGAAGAAAGUCGUCCCACCCGCAUGAAGGAGCCUUACCCAUCAGGGAAAAAGUUGGCAUAGUUCAGCGACGCUGGUAUCUCCAUCUGGUCCCAUGUCAGGUAGCCCGCCAUGUCGCCGGCUGUGCGGAUGUAGUCGUCCAUGGUCGGCUGCCCAACCAUCGUGUCUGACACCAUGCUCAUCAUCUGCGAGUUAAUGGGCGGCAGCGUGCUCUGGACUGGAUAGUAAUUCUGGUCCACGACCACAGGAUCAGGUGGCGCGAAGGAGCUGUACGCAGGUCGCAAGACGGGCAGCAUUUGCGUAUGGCGCGGCUGGCUUUGGGGAGUAUUGGGCACCGUCGUGGGGGGUACCAUGAGAGGCGGCAGAGUCCUGCUAUCCUGCCUUGCCGGAGACGGGUGGGUGUGCCUUGAAGACGAGCUCACGGGGCUCUGCACC
Messenger RNA from Emericellopsis atlantica, 2583 nucleotides. Its product is annotated as alkaline-phosphatase-like protein. The transcript has a single exon. The coding region runs from base 374 to 2176 and encodes 600 amino acids. The record is from RefSeq and is a predicted model, not a curated record. Gene Ontology annotation, molecular function: arylsulfatase activity. Lineage: Eukaryota; Fungi; Ascomycota; Sordariomycetes; Hypocreales; Bionectriaceae.